Messenger RNA from Dermacentor andersoni, 1538 nucleotides. RefSeq names its product neprilysin-1-like. Gene Ontology annotation, biological process: proteolysis. Gene Ontology annotation, molecular function: metalloendopeptidase activity. NCBI's taxonomy places the organism in Eukaryota, Metazoa, Arthropoda, Arachnida, Ixodida, Ixodidae. The record is from RefSeq and is a predicted model, not a curated record.
AGCCAGCAACAAAGCAACUAGGCCCCCGAGGCUCGUCCACCAGACUGAAGUUCAUUGCUUAUUUAAUCAAGUGUUAAAUAUCGCUUACACACAUGAGAACGAGGCAAAACCGGAGUGUCAGGGGUCAGACGGAGGAAAAGAAAAGAGCGCGGGUAAGCGCACAACAGCUGACCCGGGGAACGCUAGCGCCUCUAGUGACCUUCACACAAAGCCAAGCACGCGACCAGGGCCGCGCGGUCUGCUCUCGAGAACAGAAGAAGAAGCGCGUUCGACCGCUUACGAUGCAGCGAACCUUGAACGAGAGUUCCCUGCGGCGGUCACUGCCACGUCGGAGUCGACGGAGGUCAAGACGCCUGUGCAGUUCCGCGGAAGUACAGCUGCCCUUGGACUCGUCGGGCCCCGAGUCCGUUGCACGCUACGUACUGUUCGUGCUGUGCGCGGCUGCGAUGGUGAUCGUAGUCGUGGCGCCCGGCGCACUGCUGCUGCGCACUCGUCCGUGUCGCAACCUGAGCGGAUGCUACUCGCUACAGCGGGACCUCCUCGCAUCCAUCGACAACCGCGUGCCUCCGUGCGACGACUUCUACUGGCACGUCUGCGGCGGCUGGGACAGACAGUAUGCGACAACGCGUGGCCAGACGGCGUCCUGGUACGAGGAAGUCUUCAUGGAUAUGUUCUUGUGGAAAAUCAUGCAGCGCAUCGUCCCGAAGACUCCAGUGAAGACGUUGGAUAAGGCGGCCUCAAUGCUGCUCCAUUGCGUGAAAGAUUCUGGGCACCACGGUGGCGAGACGCUCAGGCACUUCCUCCAAGAAGUGGGGCUGUCGUGGCCGCACAGGAGUCCGGCCACCCGUGAGCAGCUGUUGGACUCGCUGGUGGUGCUCUCGCUCGACAUUGGCAUGCCGACGCUGUUGAAGUUCGUCGUGGGUCGCCACCUAUCCCGACCGACGGAAAACACGCUGUACAUGUCGCUGGACCAGCGGUACGAACUGUGGUCCCAAGACAUCGACCAGCUUCACGGCAGAGGCGCGCUCAGCCGCUACCUGCGCCGAGGAGCCGAGAUCGUCGGCGGCUUGGGCGGCUCCUACAGCAUCAUGAUCGAGGACGUGCUGACGACGCACGAGGACCUGUGGACAUUUGUGCAGGCACGAGCUCAUAUCAGUAUCCCUCUUUCUGACAACGUAGUCCCCCUGAUGCAGCAGUUCUCGAAAUUCGUCUCACUGACAUCUUGGCCACAAGCGCUGCUCCAUCUCUUUAAUCGGAAAGAUCCAAAUGAGCGUAAAUGCACUCAAUAUUUUUAACGCAGAAUUGAUGUUUAGGAAACUACAUAUAUAAAAAAAACAAUAGUAAUGCUAACGAAAGGGACAGGCAUGAUUAGCAUAGACGCGUUUAUAUCGUCUUCUCGAAGGUUUGGGGUCACUGCUGUAUGUCUUUUUUGUGCAACUAUAAGCAAUGUAAAAAUGUGUUUACCUUACAAAUCGAUAUGUGCAGAUAACGUAAAAUGAAAUGUUUUUUGCUAAUAUGCACAUUUUAUGAGCCAUACU